Molecule: messenger RNA, 1829 nt
Organism: Myripristis murdjan (pinecone soldierfish)
Lineage: Eukaryota; Metazoa; Chordata; Actinopteri; Holocentriformes; Holocentridae
Product: suppressor APC domain-containing protein 1
Exons: 4
Coding region: 290-802 (170 amino acids)
Source: RefSeq, a predicted model, not a curated record
CUCUCUCUGUGUGUUGAUUAACCAGUCAUGGCAGUCACAUGUGGAAUUUUUCAUUACCUUGCCCCAGGGGCACCAUGUUGCCUGUGCUGUUUUUUUCCCACUCCUGUUCCCUCUCUCUCUCGCUCUCUCCCUCUCUCUCUCUCUCUCUCUCUCCCUCUCUCUCUCAUUCUCUCUGUGGUAUUAUUCUGAGUCAGCCAGCAGAGCAGUGGGCUGCCAGCUGUCUGUUUGUUGUUUGUUAUUGAGCCAGCUGUAUGGGGCAGUAGCAGCAGCUGUCAGUGUGUCUCCUCCCAUGGCCUGCCGUCCUCCCUGUGCCUCCUACACCGUGGUCAUCAUCCCCCUCAGGACCAGCCUCUACAGCCUGGACGCUCUGCGCUUCUACCUAUGGAUUAAACGCCUCAAGGAUCUGGAGAGGGAGAAGGACUCUCUGUGGUGUGGUCUGGAGGUUCUGGAGAGGGCCCGUCUCUGGUACCAUCAGCGGCUGGAGGAGAACACGGCACGGCAGGCCAGCAUCGAGGCCCAGACUGGGGCUGGCUCCAGGCAGGAGGAUGUACCUGAGACAUGGUCGUGCCUCCUGCGGUCCCGUAUCCAGCGGGUGAACGGCUCCCUGGGCAGUGUGAUGAGUGAGCCCAAUGUGACCGGCGGCAGCACCCACUCCCUGCCCGACGCGGUGGCAGACAGCGACCUCCGCUGGCACAACACAGUACUGACACAGCAAGUGAGUGACAAGAAUAAUCAGAUCUCCAUGUUAGAGCUGGAAAAAGACGCCCUCCUCAGGGAGCUUGGUGAACUGCAGGCCCGCUGACUGCCAGCACAGGCGUGCACAGACGAACAUGCUGUAUUUCAGAUUUACAUUUCACUGACUGUCGUGGUGUUAUUCACUAACCAAUUGUAAAUAUAUAUUUAAGUUAAGUAAUGAUGUGUGUUCUCUCUGUUUCUGUGAACCGGUUUUGUCGAGUAAACUGACUGAUAUGCUGCCUCUGCAGUUAUGAGUCAGUCACCUUUUCAGAGCCAAGCCCUUCUUACAUGACAUAAUACAUAAUGAUGACUAUAAAAAAAAAACACAUUGGGCCUGUUGCAACAAGUAAUGUAUGAAUUCCAUAUUGACAUAACCAUUAACAUGAAAAACAUUUGCACUGAAUUGUCUAGUCGCUCUGUUAAUAUAACAUAUUCCCUACUCUAAUGAUUUUCUACUGUUAAUUCAUUUUUCCUGUUAUUGAAUUAUUACAUUGAUGGGGUUUAAUAUAUGACUUAAAAAGCCAAACUUUUUAAAGUUAUAUUAGCUGAACUGAUAAAUCAUACUAACUAGUCAAAAUUCAGCUCAUAGUUCUCAUCCAUUCACAUAUGUAGUUACUAUUGGGUGCUACAUCUGAACAAUGAGUGUAUAUUUAUGGAGGAGAUCUUUUUUUAUGACUGUAACUAUUGCCCCAAGUAUCUCCCUUGUGCAAUAAAACCUAACAAAUGUAAUUAUUCUAAUGUUACCAUGUUAGUGAUGGGUAAUUUUAUGAUAAUAAUGGGAAAUGUAUUAUGUUAACAGAAUUGAGGUGCUGUUAGCUGCGAACCGGUGCUAUGUUAUUGGUUUUUAUGUGACAUAUAGGCUAUAAUUUCACUUAUUAACAUAAUUGUAGGCUUUAUUUAGAAGAGGCUCUUUGGUGACAGCAAUCGUUGUUGCUCAUGUAUGAGACAGUGUGUCUCCUCCAGGAAUGAGAUGUUUGUCAGUAUGAAGUUAAGCAUCUACACAACUAACUAUAAAAUCCAGCUGAUACAAAGUUGAUAGUAAAAUUGAGUGUUAACACUGGACAAUGCAAAUAAAGUGUGACAUAAUAAUAAUA